Salvelinus fontinalis (brook trout) is the source of this 13063-nucleotide messenger RNA. RefSeq names its product alsin Rho guanine nucleotide exchange factor ALS2 a (gene als2a). Gene Ontology annotation, molecular function: guanyl-nucleotide exchange factor activity. The record is from RefSeq and is a predicted model, not a curated record. Lineage: Eukaryota; Metazoa; Chordata; Actinopteri; Salmoniformes; Salmonidae. The transcript has 36 exons. Bases 243 to 5801 code for a protein of 1852 amino acids.
ACAAACGCUGCUGUCAGUUGAAAGAGAAAAACUAAAGUUGUCCACAUCACUGCACUGAUUAUAUAAGCUAACAUACUAGCUAGCUUUGCGUAUACAAACAUGACAGUGACAGCCAUAGAUUUAGAUAAUUAAAGAAAGAAUAGGGCUGUAAAUCCCAUGGGUAAUGGAGAACUACUUUCAAAACUUCAUUGGACACUGACAGUAAUUUACAAUAGAUGCCUUAAAAUGGAGAAGCCCCAGUGAUGAUGGAGGAGCAGAAGAGCCCAGUGAAGGAGGAGAGCUCCAGAGAACGAGGCCUUCUCCACCUAUGGAGAGGCUACUGCAGUAGUGUUACCCCCGAGCGGGUGCUUCUGUCCCGGCCAGUCCUCCAGGCUGCCCUUGGCAUCAGCCAUGGUAUCCUCCUGGCCGAAGGUGGGCUGGUGUACAGCUUCGGGGACCUGACGUGGAGACAGGGCUUGAGGGUUCCUCCUACUUACCCUCUCCUUGAGUCUGUCCUCUCUGGUCAACGUGUUGUGUCUGUAGCUGCAGGCUCCUUCCACUGUGGCGCCGUCACACAGGAAGGGGCUGUGUACAUGUGGGGAGAGAACUCCUCGGGACAGUGUGGUCUGUCAGAGAGAAGCCUGGUCCCAGAUCCUAGCCUCGUCAGUACGGUGGACUCUGAGACUGUCCCUCCACAGAUCAUCAGGAUCCUGGAGGUAACCUGCGGGGAGCAGCACACUCUGGCUCUGUCUGCCCAGCAUGAGGUGUGGGCCUGGGGCAGCGGCUGCCAGCUGGGUCUGGUCACCAGUGUGUUCCCCGUGUGGAGACCCCAGAAAGUGGAGCACCUGGCUGGGAAGCACGUCGUUCAGGUGGCGUGCGGAGGAUACCACAGCCUGGCCUUGGUACGGCGCUUCCCUGCACCAGACUCUCAGUUCGCCGGGCCGACAGCUACUGAAAAGUGUGACCAGUGCAGGCAGCUGCUCCUCUUUAUGGUGGAUAAAGGGGACCAUGUCAGUAUCAACGACAGCCACUAUUGCCCCCUCGGGGUUGAGUUGGCUGAUGGCAAACCAGGGAGCUGCUCACGAUCUAGACAGGCCUCCCCAGCCAGACAGGCCUCCCCAUCCGGACAGGCCUCCCCAGCCGGACAGGCCUCCCCAUCCGGACAGGCCUCCCCAUCCGGACAGGCCUCCCCAUCCGGACAGGCCUCCCCAUCCGGACAGGCCUCCCCAGCCGGACAGGCCUCCCCAGCCGGACAGGCCUCCCCAUCCGGACAGGCCUCCCCAUCCGGACAUGCCUCCCCAUCCGGACAGGCCUCCCCAUCCGGACAGGCCUCCCCAGCCGGACAGGCCUCCCCAGCCGGACAGGCCUCCCCAGCCGGACAGGCCUCCCCAGCCCAGAGACACAGAGCCACAGCCUGCCCACUCUCUCAGGCAGUCAGCCCUGACCCGGGCCCUGACCCUAUUAUAGGUCCAGAACACCUCUUUUCUAGUGACACUGACAGUUCUCUCAGAGAGUCUGGCUCCAAAGAACAAACUAACCAAGAUGAUACUGGUACCUCUGACCCUCAAAGACAAGGCCCUGGGACUCUGACAGAGUCAGACAGCCACCCGGCUCUAACGCAGGCGAGGAGGCAAGCCACAUCUUCGACCGACGAGAAGGAACUGAAGGAACUCCUCAAGAGAACGUCUGCUCACGUCCUGAGCCUGUCUGAACAGAAUGACAAUGACAUCACGGGGAAUCCAAUCACCUUAGCCAAUCAGACAGCAGGGGAUUCACUCACCUUAGCCAAUCAGACAGCAGGGGAUUCACUCACCUUAGCCAAUCAGACAGCAGGGGAUUCACUCACCUUAGCCAGUCAGACAGCAGGAGAUCUACUCACCCUGGUAAGUCAUGUCCCAGGACAGUGCCUAAAAGGUGACCUACCUGAUCAAGAUCCCGCCGUGGCAUCCGGCCUGUCAUGUUCACUACCAGAGAACUGCACGGGGGCUUUAACGGGCCGUGCUUUAACGGGCCGUGCUUUAACGGGCCGGGCUUUAACGGGCCGUGCUUUAACUGGCCGCGCUGCCUCUGCCUCACCCUUCGAGGUAAACACCGGCUCCAGCAGCAGCCUCUGUGACUCAUCUCAGAGUGAAGGGCGUAUCCCAGUCGCGGGGCUGUGCGAGGCUCUGUCUGGGCCUGUCAUGGCAUACAGGAAGACCAACCAGGAAGUGCGUCUCUGUAUGGAGGAGGCCUCCUUGCAAGGGAAGAAAUGCUCCAGUCUGACUGAUAUCCUGCUGGAGGAGGUCACAGAGGGGAGUAGACGACACUCACUACCUCCUCUUCUCUCUCAUGCAUCCCCUGAGCUCCCCGGCAGGAGGACCGCACGCUCCAGGCCCAAUGUGGCCAGGAAGGAGGAGGUAGUGGAGUCUCUGCCCACCCUGAACACGGAGGUGUGGAGCUGGGGCCGGGGGCAGGAGGGACAGCUGGGCCACGGAGACCAGCUACCCAGGCUCCAGCCGCUGUGUAUCAAGAGCCUGAAUGGAGAGGAGGUAGUGAAGGUAACGGCAGGAACACACCACUCACUGGCCCUUACUGCACAGUGUCAGGUGUUUUCGUGGGGCAACAACAGAUCCGGCCAGUUGGGACACAUGAACAGCCCCACUACCAUGCCUCAACAGGCCAAGAUGUCAGAGGGUCUGCGUGUGUGGGACCUUGCGGCAGGGCAGAGCCACAGUUUGUUCCUGGCUGAUGGUGACUGCUGCCAGCCCAUCCUCUGUUACAGCGGUCAGCAGGUGAUGGAGACCACACCUGAGAACCACAUACCUGGGACAGGGUCAACUGAGAGCUCUCCCUCUAUAACUGACACGUACACCCUCAGACCUGUCCUACUGCCCUUCUGUAUGAACAUGGGCUACAUCAGCAGUGUGUAUGGCGGAGGACAGUCCUGUCUAGCCCAGGCUGACCUCAACGUGAUGGGGUUCAUCUCUGCUCUCCACGAGCUGGCUGCAGCAGACAGGAAGUUCUACUGCAGGCUCAGAGACAUCAACAAGCGGGUGGUCAGCCCUCUACUGAGGAAAGAGUCUGUGUGCACGGUGUUGGGCCAGAAAUCCAUCCUGCUGUUCCAGUCCCUGGCUAGUAACUACAGCAGGCUGUGUCACCUGACAGGACAACACUCCGUCUCCCUUACAGCCUUCCUCCGUACUGCCCGGGACGUCAAGGGACUGGUCAUCCUGAAACACGCUAACACCUUCCUGGACAUGUAUAAAGAGUACUGUGGCUCAGUGGGUAAUUUCCUGGUUAUGGGGGGAUUCCAAGCCCUCAUAAAGCCCUCUGUGGAGUGUUUUGGUAAGAAGUUGGAGGUUUUGCGUCAGCUGUCAGAGUCCAGUGAAGACAAGGUUCCUCUGUUUGACCUGUUGGCGAUGCUGUUUUAUUCUCCUAUACAACACAUCCAUGAGUACGCCCGGCUGCUGCUCAAACUGGCCACCUGUUUCGAUGUGAGUACAGUGGAAUACCAGAGGCUGCAGGAGGGCUGCUCCAGGUAUGAGGAACUGUCUCUCAGCCUGAGGAGGAAGAGGAAGGAGGCAGAGACAACGAACCAGUUCUGGAGGACAUAUUCUGGGAAAACUACUGAUGUCCUCCGUAAGCCCCAGCGGAGGCUGGUGUAUGACAGCAGCAACAAAAGCCUGACCCUCCAGAACGCCGGGAGGUUCUCCGUUAACUGGUUCAUCCUGUUUAACGAUGCUCUGAUUCAUGCUCAGGGUACCAUCCCCUCUAAGAGCUUUUUCUCAUCUCAUCAUGUCUACACGCUGGCCACUCUCUGGGUGGAACCAAUCACUGACAUCACUGCCAACAGCAAACUGUAUGGAAUUAAGGUGACAACUCCAGAGGAGAGCUUCACUCUGCUAGCAUCCUCACCUCAGGAGAAGGCUAAGUGGCUAAGGGCUAUUAACCAGGCUGUGGAGGCAGUGUUGACCGGAGAAGGGAGCGGUCCUGGGGUCCCUGCUGUCUCUCGUACCGCCUCCUACAUCUUCUACAAAGACCUCCGUCUGAAGGAUGCCUCCUACUCAGGCCGCUGGCUGUCUGGCAAGCCCCACGGCAAAGGGACCAUGAAAUGGCCAGAUGGCAGAAAGUUCACGGGGACCUUUAAACAAGGACUGGAGGACGGCUAUGGAGACUGUAUAAUGCCAAACAAGCUCCUCAACAAGAGUGAUCGUUACCAGGGCCACUGGAGAGAUGGGAAGAUGCAUGGCUUUGGGACGUACAAGUAUGCUACAGGUCAGGUGUAUGAGGGAUCCUUCCAUGAGAACGUCCGUCAGGGCCAUGGGAUGCUGAGCUCUGGGAAGCUGAUUGGCUCUUCUUCCAAUGUGUUCGUUGGCCAGUGGCUUCAAGACAAGAAGAUGGGAUAUGGAGUCUUUGAUGACAUCACUAGAGGAGAGAAGUACAUGGGCCUGUGGGUUGAUGACCAGCGCCAUGGCAGUGGGGUGGUCGUCACUCAGUUCGGUCUUUACUAUGAAGGGACCUUCAGUAACAACAAGAUGAUGGGUACUGGUCUGCUAGUAUCUGAAGAUGACACAGCCUUUGAGGGAGACUUCUCAGAAGACUGGACCCCUAAUGGCAAGGGUACCCUGUCCAUGUCCAACGGAGACUUCAUAGAGGGUCUGUUUAGUGGAGCGUGGACCUCAGGGCUGAAGAUCAUGGGAACCUACACGAAGCCUAGCCUCUAUGAACCUGACAAGAAGGAAUCAACCUGGGUGCUUGAGUUGGGCCGUCUAGCCGUAUCCCCAGAGCAGAAGUGGAGGGCAGUGUUCUCAGAGUGUUGGAGCACGCUGGGCUCUGAGGCCCCGGGACAGCCUGAGGAGAGGAUGAGGGCCUGGGAAAACAUUGCUGUUACACUCACCACAGGACGCAGAGACAGUCCAGAGCUGCUGAGCAGGUCUCAGAGUCGAGUUCUGGAGAAGCUGGAAGUGAUUCCUCUACACACGGGUCCGGUUACUGCUGGGAGGUAUGACGUCAUCCGACGAUACCUCACCAAGGCCUGUGAGACCCCCCUCCACCCUCUGGGAGGGUUACUAGAGACCCUAGUGACUGUGUACAGGAUGACCUAUAUAGGGGUAGGAUCUAACAGAAGGUUACUACAACAGGCUGUGGAAGAGAUCAAGUCCUACCUCAGACGGAUUCUCCAGCUGGUCAGGUUUCUGUUCCCUGACCUCCCUGAAGAGGGAGGUGUUAUUCACGCUGACCACAAAGGAUCCUCAGAAACAAACCAGCAAGGCUUGGUGGUGAGUAGCUCCACUCUACUACUACCAGUCCUGCUGCCCAGGCUGUACCCUCCUCUGUUCACCCUGUAUGCCCUGGACAAGGAGAGAGAGGAGGAGGUGUACUGGGACUGUGUCCUGAGGCUCAACAAACAGCCUGACCUGGGCCUGCUGGCCUUCCUGGGGGUCCUGCAGAAGUUCUGGCCUGUCUCCGUCUCUGUGUUGGGAGAGAAGCAGCAGGUCCUUCCCAGCACCAAAGAUGCUUGCUUUGUUUCUGCAGUGGAGACUUUACAACAGAUCAGCACCACCUUCACCCCGUCAGACAAGCUGCAGGUGAUCCAGCGUACCUUUGAGGAGCUGACCCAGGAAGUACAAGCCCUGCUUGAGGGGAACUUCCUGUUGUCCAUGGACGACCUUUUACCUCUCUUCCUCUACGUGGUGCUUAGAGCACGGAUGAGGAACCUGGCUGCUGAGGUGAGUUUGAUAGAAGAUCUAAUGGACCCCUCUCUGCAGCACGGAGAGCUGGGACUCAUGUUCACCACACUCAAGGCUUGCUGUUUUCAGAUCCAACAGGAGAAGACGACAUAGUGAAGAGGAGGUGUACUGCCUUCUACAACGGAGGUCGAACGGAGGGUCCCGUUUUUUUAUACCGGCGAAUCCAGACGACAGGAUAAUCCGUCUAUAGAUGGAUUAUCCCCUGGCUAAAAGACAUUAUUAUUAUUUUUACCAUUAUUUAUACAGGGAAGUCCCGUUGAGACCAACGUUUCUUUAGCAAGGGAACCCUACCUUCACAAACAGCAACCACCCUGAAGAUUGAAGAAACACACUUUUCUUGUUUUAUCCUGAGUAUCUUUAAUCCUGACUGACUAUCUUUAAUCCUGACUGACUAUCUUUAAUCCUGACUGACUAUCUUUAAUCCUGACUGACUAUCUUUAAUCCUUAAUCCUGACUGACUAUCUUUAAUCCUGACUGACUAUCUUUAAUCCUUAAUCCUGACUGACUAUCUUUAAUCCUUAAUCCUGACUGACUAUCUUUAAUCCUGACUGACUAUCUUUAAUCCUGACUGAAUAUCUUUCAUCCUGACUGACUAUCUUUAAUCCUGACUGACAAUCUUUAAUCCUGACUGAGUAUCUUUAAUCCUGACUGACUAUCUUUAAUCCUGGCUGACUAUCUUUAAUCCUGACUGACUAUCUUUAAUCCUGAUUGACUAUCUUUAAUCCUGACUGAGUAUCUUUAAUCCUGACUGAGUAUCUUUAAUCCUGACUGAGUAUCUUUAAUCCUGACUGAGUAUCUUUAAUCCUGACUGAGUAUCUUUAAUCCUGACUGACUGUUUUUAAUCCUGACUGACUAUCUUUAAUCCUGACUGAAUAUCUUUAAUCCUGACUGACUAUCUUUCAUCCUGACUGACUAUCUUUAAUCCUGACUGACUAUCUUUCAUCCUGACUGACUAUCUUUCAUCCUGACUGACUAUCUUUCAUCCUGACUGACUAUCUUUAAUCCUGACUGAGUAUCUUUAAUCCUGACUGACUAUCUUUAAUCCUGACUGACUAUCUUUAAUCCUGACUGACUAUCUUUCAUCCUGACUGACUAUUUUUAAUCCUGACUGACUAUUUUUAAUCCUGACUGACUAUCUUUAAUCCUGACUGACUAUUUUUAAUCCUGACUGACUAUCUUUAAUCCUGACUGACUAUCUUUUAUCCUUAAUCCUGACUGGCUAUCUUUAAUCCUGACUGACUAUCUUUAAUCCUUAAUCCUGACUGACAAUCUUUAAUCCUGACUGACUAUCUUUAAUCCUGACUGACAAUCUUUAAUCCUGACUGACUAUCUUUAAUCCUGACUGACUAUCUUUAAUCCUGACUGACUAUCUUUCAUCCUGACUGACUAUCUUUAAUCCUGACUGAAUAUCUUUAAUCCUGACUGACUAUCUUUAAUCCUGACUGACUAUCUUUAAUCCUGACUGACUAUUUUUAAUCCUGACUAUCUUUAAACCUGUUUAUCUUUUAUUCUGAUUAUCUUUAAUCCAGACUGUCUUCUAUCCUGACUAGGGUUGCACUUUUUGGGGAAUAUUCAGAGGUGGCAACUUUACGUGGGAAUUAACGGGAAUUAAUGGGAAAAUAUGGGAAUUAAUGAAAAUAUAUGCAAAUGUAAUUAAUACCAUUUCAAUGUAGACGUUUUUUGCAUUUGAUAUAUUUACCAUAUCAUAUGGAGACAGAAACAUAAACCUUUUACCUUAUUAUAAGUAGACAUAAUUACAAAUGAUUAAAUCCUUCCAAUAGAAAAAAUAUCUAUAUUUUAGUUACGAAUUGAACUUUAAUUAAAUGGGGAUGAUUUCACUGAUCAACAAAAGGGAAUAUUGAAUGAUCUCCAAUGAGCCAUCGCAUCUCCCAAAAACAUUUUCAACAUACAUCUGUAAAAUGAAACUAAAGCCUAGAAGCUAAAGCUUUGGUUGUCUUCCUCUCAGGCUUCCAUGUCUUCUCUCCUGGACCUCCUCAAUGUCCACCUCUUGAACAUCAGACUCCAUGUCUUCUCUCCUGGACCUCCUCAAUGUCCACCUCUUGAACAUCAGACUCCAUGUCUUCUCUCCUGGACCUCCUCAAUGUCCACCUCUUGAACAUCAGACUCCAUGUCUUCUCCCUGGACCUCCUCAAUGUCCACCUCUUGAACAUCAGACUCCAUGUCUUCUCUCCUGGACCUCCUCAAUGUCCACCUCUUGAACAUCAAACUCUGAGGCCUCAUCUUUCACUGUCACUUUACAACCCUGUUGAGGAUGGCUCAUUGUCAGGCUCAAAAAGCCUCAAAUAUGCCCGGAUUGGCACCAGUUUUUAAACCCUUGUAUUUGUCAGCCUGUUGUGUGCUUUGGUGUGUGUGUUCCCAAACAAGGACCAGUUGUGCUCUGAGGCGGCUGAUGUUGGUGGGAUUUGGAGGAUGAUGGAGGCAACAGGGGAAAGAGCCUCAGAUCCACCAAGUCCCUUCCACCAGGUGGCUGAUGAGAUAUGUUGGCACAACUGCCAUAUUGCAUCUCCAUGCCAAAGCCCUUGCUUGGAUGUGUACUUCGCCAGACUGCCAAGAACCUUGCCCUCAUCCAGGCCAAGGUGGCGAGACACGGUAGUGAUGACACCAUAGGCCUUGUUGAUCUCUGUGCCAGACAGGAUGCUCUUGCCAGGAUACUUGGGGUCCAACAUGUACGCUGAGGCGUGUUUGGGCUUCAGGCAGAAGUCUUCACGCUUUUUGAUGUAUUUCAGAACUGCAGUUUCCUCUGCUUGGAGCAACAGUGAAGUGGGCAGGGCAGUAUGGAUUUCUUCUCUUACGUCUACAAACAGAGUCUGAACAUCAGACAGGAAGGCAUUGUCUCCCUCAAUCCGGCCAAUGGCUACUGCUAUAGGUUUCAGGAGUUUCAGGCUGCUUACCACUCUCUCCCAAAAUACAUCAUCCAGGAGGAUCCUCUUGAUGGGGCUGUCCAUAUCGGCAGACUGUGAUAUGGCCAUUUCUUGGAAAGACUCCGUUCCCCUUCAGGAGACUGUCAAACAUGAUGCCAACACCACCCCAACGGGUGUUGCUGGGCAGCUUCAAUGUGCUGCUCUUAUUCUUCUCACUUUGCUUGGUGAGGUAGAUUGCUGCUAUAACUUGAUGACCCUUCACAUACCUAACCAUUUCCUUGGCUCUCUUGUAGUGUAUCCAUUGUUUUCAGUGCCAUGAUGUCCUUGAGGAGCAGAAUCAAUGCAUGAGCAGCACAGCCAAUGGGUGUGAUGUGAGGGUAGGACUCCUCCACUUUAGACCAAUCAGCCUGAAUCUCCUGAAACCUAUAGCAGGAUUGAGGGAGACAAUGCCAUCUAGUCUGAUGUUCAGACUCUGCUUGCAGAUGUAAGAGAAGAAAUCCGUACUGCCCUGCCCACAAAUUGUUAACAAGUUGAAAUGAUUUAAACACACGUUGCUGUAGGCUACUAUUUACUAGUUAACAAAAAUCAUGUAUGUCAUAUAAAAUAUAUUCACCCCCACCCAGUAUUGUAAUCAAAAAUUACCAGAAAGCAUGUAGUCCUUGGCUCAGACUGUGUAGUAGUGUGGGCUCAAUAGCAUCUCAUUAGUGUGCAAGAUCUUGAGAAUCAGCUGUGCAUGUGAUGGAAGAAUGCAUUGUGCAUGCAGAGGGUUGCAAUUCCAUUGAAAUGGGGAUAGUUUGACCAAAAUAUGCCACAAGACCUAGAGUUGCCUUAUGUGUAUCCCACAAAGAAUGUUCACUGUUAUAAGCUAACCUUUUUUUGAUGAAUUUAAGCAAACUUCCCGGGAUUAACCUCCCAUGGAAAAAUUCUGGGAAUUUACCAGAAAGUUUCCGACCCUUUGCAACCCUAAUCCUGACUAUCUUUAAUCCUGACUAUCUUUAAUCCUGACUAUCUUUAAUCCUGACUCUCUUUAAUCCUGACUCUCUUUCAUCCUGACUCUCUUUCAUCCUGACUCUCUUUCAUCCUGACUAUCUUUAAUCCUGACUAUCUUUAAUCCUGACUAUCUUUAAUCCUGACUCUCUUUAAUCCUCACUCUCUUUAAUCCUGACUAUCUUUAAUCCUGACUAUCUUUAAUCCUAACUCAGAAAUAUCUUCAUGGUUCUUGCAACUGACAACUAUUGGGAAACUCCACAUUGAGUUGGAAUGUGCAAUGAUUAUGUUAACACUGAUAGGAUUGUGCCAACUCAUUCUAAUGAGGGAAAGACAGAUUUUAAAAUCAUGAAAGACACUGGAAAAUGUUUACAAAAUAGUUAGGGAAAAAAUGUAUCGGGAGAAAAAUAUAGAAUAUUUUAAAAUAUAUCAAGUAGUAUAUAUUUUAUUGUGAUUAUGUUACAGUUUUUUAUUAAAGAGGGUGUAUGAGUUGUAACAUGUUAGCACUUUGAAUAAGGGUCAACUAGGGAGAACUUACAUUUGUCCUGCUUCACUGCAUGUACAAGUGGGUAACCUGUACGAGGCGUGAAAUGGAAAAGAGUUUUUGCAUAUCCCACCUCCACAUGAGACACGCUCGUAGAGUCACGUCCAGGGGGUCACAUUUUUCACCUAGUCGGCUCAGGGAUUGAAUCCAGAAACCUUUUCUGGUUACUGGCCCAAUGUUAAUCGGUAGCCUAUCAGCCUUUAGUAUGGGUACUGUGUUACAUUAUCUUAGUAGUUUAGACACUGUAGACUGCCUUAAAUCAAGACUGCUAUUAUUGUUAAACGGAAUAAUCCAAGCUAAUAGUUAGCCAAUAUAAAAUCACUAAGAAAUAUGUUACUCAUGAUUGAUCCCUUUUUAGAUUUAAUAAAGGCUCUUUGCAAUUUGGCACAUAGAUGUGUCUUUAUACGGUGACACAGUCUGGUUAGGAAGGCCUGGCGUGACGGUCUGGUUUGGAAGGACAGUCUGGUUAGGAAGGCCUGGCGUGACAGUCUGGUUAGGAAGGCCUGGCGUGACAGUCUGGCGUGACAGUCUGGUUAGGAAGGCCUGGCGUGACAGUCUGGUUAGGAAGGCCUGGCGUGACAGUCUGGUUAGGAAGGCCUGGCGUGACAGUCUGGUUAGGAAGGCCUGGCGUGACAGUCUGGUUAGGAACGCCUGGCGUGACAGUCUGGUUAGGAAGGCCUGGCGUGACAGUCUGGUUAGGAAGGCCUGGCGUGACAGUCUGGCGUGACAGUCUGGUUAGGAAGGCCUGGCGUGACGGUCUGGUUAGGAAGGCCUGGCGUGACAGUCUGGUUAGGAAGGCCUGGCGUGACAGUCUGGUUAGGAAGGCCUGGCGUGACAGUCUGGUUAGGAAGGCCUGGCGUGACAGUCUGGUUAGGAAGGCCUGGGGUGACAGUCUGGUUAGGAAGGCCUGGCGUGACAGUCUGGUUAGGAAGGCCUGGCGUGACAGUCUGGCGUGACAGUCUGGUUAGGAAGGCCUGGCGUGGCAGUCUGGUUUGGAAGUCCUGGCGUGACAGUCUGGUUAGGAACGCCUGGCGUGACAGUCUGGUUAGGAAUGCCUGGCGUGACAGUCUGGUAAGGAAGGCCUGGCGUGACAGUCUGGUUUGGAAGGCUUGGUGUGACAGUCAGGUUAGGAAAGCCUGGCGUGACAGUCUGGUUAGGAAGUCCUGGCGUGACAGUCUGGUUAGGAAGUCCUGGCGUGACAGUCUGGUUAGGAAGGCCUGGCGUGACAGUCUGGUUAGGAAGGCCUGGCGUGACAGUCUGGUUAGGAAGGCCUGGCGUGACACAGGCUGGUUAGAAAAGGCUGGGAUGAAACAAAUACUAACACAGACUUCACUUUACAAAAAAUGUAUCAUUCAUAUUACUACGCUGCUACUAGACUGACAAUUAAAAAUUCUCCUUAUGGCAUUUUGAGAGAGAGAGAGAUCAAAGUUACAUUUCAUCAUGCAUUGGAAAUAUUGAUACUCCUCAGGGAUUUAGGAAAAGUUAAUCUAGGUUAAUUUAACCUGAUAAAGGGAUUGUAUUCAUACAAAGAGGCAUUCUGUUACAGAAAGGGGGACAUAUAUAUAGACUAUCUUAACAGAGGACCUGCCAGAGAAACAUAUUAGGGGGACAGACAUGUGACUGGUGGAUGCAGAGAAGGGCUCUGAUAGGCUUACCUGGUCACUAUGUCAUCCCUGAUAGGCUUACCUGGUCACUAUGUCAUCCCUGAUAGGCUUACUUGGUCACAAUGUCAUCCCUGAUAGGCUUACCUGGUCAGUAUGUCAUCCCUGAUAGGCUUACCUGGUCACUAUGUCAUCCCUGAUAGGCUUACCUGGUCACAAUGUCAUCCCUGAUAGGCUUACCUGGUCAGUAUGUCAUCCCUGAUAGGCUUACCUGGUCACUAUGUCAUCCCUGAUAGGCUUACCUGGUCACUAUGUCAUCCCUGAUAGGCUUACCUGGUCACUAUGUCAUCCCUGAUAGGCUUACCUGGUCACUAUGUCAUCCUUGAUAGGCUUACCUGGUCACUAUGUCAUCCCUGAUAGGCUUACCUGGUCACUAUGUCAUCCCUGAUAGGCUUACCUGGUCACUAUGUCAUCCCUGAUAGGCUUACCUGGUCACUAUGUCAUCCCUGAUAGGCUUACCUUGUCACAAUGUCAUCCCUGAUAGGCUUACCUGGUCACUAUGUCAUCCCUGAUAGGCUUACCUGGUCAGUAUGUCAUCCCUGAUAGGCUUACCUGGUCACAAUGUCAUCCCUGAUAGGCUUACCUGGUCACUAUGUCAUCCCUGAUAGGCUUACCUGGUCAGUAUGUCAUCCCUGAUAGGCUUCCCUGGUCACUAUGCCAUCCCUGAUAGGAUUACCUGGUCACUAUGUCAUCCCUGAUAGGAUUACCUGGUCACUAUGUCAUCCCUGAUAGGCUUACCUGGUCACUAUGUCAUCCCUGAUAGGCUUACCUGGUCAGUAUGUCAUCCCUGAUAGGCUUACCUGGUCACUAUGUCAUCCCUGAUAGGCUUACCUGGUCACUAUGUCAUCCCUGAUAGGCUUACCCGGUCACAAUGUCAUCCCUGAUAGGCUUACCCGGUCACUAUGUCAUCCCUGAUAGGCUUACCUGGUCAGUAUGUCAUCCCUGAUAGGCUUCCCUGGUCACUAUGCCAUCCCUGAUAGGAUUACCUGGUCACUAUGUCAUCCCUGAUAGGCUUACCAUGUCAUCCCUGAUAGGAUUACCUGGUCAUUAUGUCAUAACUUGUUUAUUCCAGCAGAUCUAUGUGAGUUUGUUAUUGUGACAAAAUUACUAAAAAAAUUUAACACUCAGUGAUAUGUUUCUAACACUUCAUGAACUAAAAUGUAUAAAAUAUCAUGAAAACUUCAUUAACUAAAUUGUAUAAAAUCUGAUUAUGAAAUGUGUUUCUGAACAAAAAGACAACUAUUUAAAAAGGACAAUAAAAUAAAUGGCUGAGACUAGAAA